AUGGCUACGUCCUCUUCGGGAGCUCAGUGUCCCAUUCAGUGUGCAUAUUGCCAGAAGGAUUCUGGAUAUUCUUGUGAGAUAUGUAACAAAUUCGUAUGUAAAUAUUGUCUUCAAUUCAAUUCAGAUGUUGGAAUAGAAGAGCCGGGUAUUGAUUUUCAAGAAAAUUUGCAAGAAAAUGUCAAAAAUGCCACUGGCGUUGUUUGUUUUCGAUGCAAAGGAAAUUCAUACCAUGGAAUUGAGGAACCCAAUGAGGAGAAAAGGGAUUCACAGCCAAAGAAAGAUAAACGAAUACCCAUUGCACAACAAGAAAAAGACUUGUCUGUGAUGAGUGCUGGCAGAAGCCGCCAUAUUUCUUGUCUCCCCUCUGGGUCAUUUUGGGUCAGCAAUCAGUUUGGAAAAAUAUUCUUUAUCGACAAUGACGGAAAUGAAUUAAAGCAGAUAAAAACUAAUGGAGAAUAUGGCAUCCAUACAGUUAGAGAAAACAGCAUCCUAGUAUUUAUAGAUAUGAGAAGCAAAUCUGUAGAAGAACUCAAACCGGAGAGAAGCAGUGUACGGGAAACUGUGUUUAACACAAAUGACUGGACACCGUGUUGCAUAUAUUACUCUGGAAUAGGUGAAGAUUUUCUAAUUGGAGAGAAAUUAGAUGAGGAAGCUAGAAUUUCCCGUUACACGACAAAGGGGGAGGAAAUUCAGAAUAUCCAGUUUGACAGUAAAAAGCAGCCCAUCUUUCACGAUCCUCGAUAUAUUACAGAGAGAGGAAAUGGGGACAUCUGUGUUUCUGACUGGAGUUCUCCAGUUACAGGAGCAUUGGUAGUGGUCAAGAAAAAUGGGAAAAGGCGGUUUUCUUAUACUGGAACUUCACAGGCGUUGUUUUGUCCAGGGGGAAUUUCCUGUGACAAAAACGGUAACAUUUUAGUUAUGGACGGUGCUGAACGUCGUGUUCAUUUACUGAACAGAAAAGGGCGGCUUAAAGGUUACAGACUGGACUGGCAAGCCAGAGGCCCUGGGUUCAAUCUCCAGCAGAGACAUAAAAUAGUUUCUGUUACAUUUGGCGCCCAUGUUCUCUGUCAGAGAGUGAUUGCACCUAGAACUUCGCCCCACAUGUGUCGGCAUUCCAAAAGAGAUGAGGACAUCUCAUUCUCUGGAGGGGGACAACGCAGUAGUGUAAGAUACAUGGCAUCCUACUACCUUGGGCUAGUGGGUUAA
Messenger RNA from Saccostrea cuccullata (small rock oyster), 1206 nucleotides. RefSeq lists its product as uncharacterized. NCBI's taxonomy places the organism in Eukaryota, Metazoa, Mollusca, Bivalvia, Ostreida, Ostreidae. The transcript has 2 exons. Bases 1 to 1206 code for a protein of 401 amino acids. The record is from RefSeq and is a predicted model, not a curated record.